Messenger RNA from Staurois parvus, 333 nucleotides. Lineage: Eukaryota; Metazoa; Chordata; Amphibia; Anura; Ranidae. The record is from the annotation of a GenBank genome assembly.
GCCAUUGAGAACUACUGUGUGAGCUGUGAUUGGUCACAGCUUGUCACAUGGUACAAAGCUGUUAUUUCACACGUAGUAUGCAAUGAUGUCACAAGUGACAUCUUGCUUACUACUCUGCAUGUGAUCACUGAUUGGCGAAUCAGUGAUCACAUGAUCGGGACCUCUCAGAGGUCCCGUCCGACGAUUGGUGUUCCAAUGUGUCCUGGGAGGUCCCAGGGAGUGCGCACAAUCAGGGGCAGGGAGGCCAUUUAUAAACAGCCACCCGCCCCUGCACUGCCACCGUCCGGCCGUUUAUAUACAACGACUGGAUGGGAAGUGGUUGAAGAUAUAUGU